AGGUCAGUGACUUCCGGCGGAAGCAGAAGCCGGUUCCGAGGUUUGGCAGACGGCAGGUUAGGAGUGGGCUCUAGUGGCUUUACUGUCGCUGAUCUGAAAAGGACCACUUCUUGUUCAAGGUAUGAUGGCAUUUGAGCAGAUACCAAAAAAGGAUUGGUACAGCAUUCUGGGAGCAGACCCAUCUGCAAGUGUGUCAGACCUAAAACAAAAGUAUCAAAAACUCAUUUUAACGUAUCAUCCAGAUAAACAGAGUGCAGAUGCGCCAGCAGGAUCAGUGGAGGAAUGUAUACAGAAGUUCAUUGAAAUUGAUCAGGCAUGGAAAAUUCUAGGGGAUGAAGAGGCAAAAAAAGAGUAUGACCUGCAGCGACAUGAAGAUGAUCUAAGAAAUAUGGGACCAGUAGAUGCUCGAAUAUAUCUUGAAGAAAUGUCUUGGAAUGAAGAUGAUCAUUCCUUUUCUCUGAGCUGUCGAUGUGGCGGAAAAUACAGUGUUUCAAAGGAUGAAGCAGAAGAAGUUACGCUGAUUUCUUGUGAUACAUGUUCACUAAUUAUUGAACUCCUUCAUUAUCACUGAGAUUGUUCACUAAGUGGAAUUCUUUAGUGUAUUCAGACACAGGGAGGAUAGGCCACUACACCCUUGUCCAUUCAAGCAAAUGUAUAAAGCUGAUAAUAAUAAAGGAUUUCUUUUUUUUUU
Capra hircus (goat) is the source of this 691-nucleotide messenger RNA. It is a transcript of the gene DNAJC24, whose product is annotated as DnaJ heat shock protein family (Hsp40) member C24. Gene Ontology annotation, molecular function: ferrous iron binding; ATPase activator activity. Bases 122 to 571 code for a protein of 149 amino acids. The record is from RefSeq and is a predicted model, not a curated record. Lineage: Eukaryota; Metazoa; Chordata; Mammalia; Artiodactyla; Bovidae. The transcript is spliced from 5 exons. Gene Ontology annotation, biological process: positive regulation of ATP-dependent activity.